AUGCCUUGUGCCAACCUUAUCAAAGAAGAGUCCAAUGACCUCAAGGUCAAGUUCGUCAACAGCGACAGGGAACCAGGCACCACACAAGAAGCCUCAGAGGCUGAUUCUGACGCGGGUCCUGCCUUCAAAUACAACCGCAAGAAUCGCAAUAAAAUCAACAACAGAGUCGGAGCCGCCUUCGACAGUAGCCUCAAAUACGACAAGAGCUGUUCCGACAACAGCUGUAGCGACCGUAACAUCUUCAACGUUACCUCGACAGUCACCUUGAAUCCAAGUAUCACUGAAUAUACAGGAGACUCACAGCGCUCAAGUACGACCCCAAAGGCGCCACCCAAUCGAGAAUACUACGACUUUAUUAUGAAGGGCCUCAAAGUUGACAUGAACUUGGAGGAGCGUUUGGACGGUGAGGAUCAGGCUAUGUUAGCGCAGAACAGCAUACAUGAUCAGCAACAGCAUCAAGAUGAUCAACAACAACGGCAGUCAACCACGAUAGAGGAGGAUAUCCCAGUCAAUUCUGCCAUCAUGGCCUUUGCUCGAAAGUCGAUCAUGCAACACGCGUCGUCUUCGCCAAAGACAAUCUUCCGUAAACUGAGCAGCAACAGGCCCACUGGCUCCUCUUCCAAUGUCCAGUCGACAUCCAACAUUAUCAACAGCCGCACCAAGCCAUCUUCUGCUUUAACGAAAGUUGAUGAGAAUAGGAAUAUGAAUGGUAUCAAGCGCUCGAUAUCUGCCAUGGAGCAGUCAUUCAAAUUUGUAUCCAGACCUGAGCUAGCAAUACCGGCGGCAAAUGAUCCAAAGAAAAUUGCCACCAUGACACCCCCGAGCUCCGACGCAACUAAGAAUAAUGGAAGCGACACACAGUCUCCAGCAUUGUCCACCACAGCAUUCUCUCGCAGCGCGCUCGAUUUCUCUCAACCUUUGGCGCCAAGGGUUUCCAAGAUGGGUAGCUGUAAUACAGUUGCCUCUAAGAUCAUGCCAGUUGUAAAAGAUACCGAGCCCCAGCAACAUUCGACGAUUGUGACACCAGUUUCGCAACUCAGAACGCCACCAUCUGGAUCAGAUGUCAGUUUACCAUCAGAGGUGGAUACGGAGAUGCUACCUGCUUAUACCAUGGCACCCUCUAACACAAAUGGAUUAAUAGCUUUUGACCUUCGCUCGGCGCUCCGAAUAGUACGCAAACAAUGA
Molecule: messenger RNA, 1185 nt
Organism: Gamsiella multidivaricata
Lineage: Eukaryota; Fungi; Mortierellomycota; Mortierellomycetes; Mortierellales; Mortierellaceae
Exons: 3
Coding region: 1-1185 (394 amino acids)
Source: RefSeq, a predicted model, not a curated record